Neodiprion fabricii is the source of this 6994-nucleotide messenger RNA. RefSeq names its product collagen alpha-2(IV) chain (gene Col4a1). Gene Ontology annotation, molecular function: extracellular matrix structural constituent. Gene Ontology annotation, cellular component: collagen trimer. The record is from RefSeq and is a predicted model, not a curated record. The transcript has 26 exons. Lineage: Eukaryota; Metazoa; Arthropoda; Insecta; Hymenoptera; Diprionidae. The coding region runs from base 353 to 6787 and encodes 2144 amino acids.
GAGAGUUACUUCUGCGGGACGUAUAUCUUUAUCGUCCUUUUACCCGCGUAGGAACUUUAGUUUGCGUGGCUCUCUUCGUACGCACGGGUCCCCCGGUCGCACUUACGUUAUACGCCGCGGCUCCGCCUACACCUUGGAUAACUCGCGCACUAAGCGACGGAGAGGCCGCCCUGGAUGGGGACGGGUAGAACGGGUCCACCACGUCCGUCUCAACUGAUUCUCUUCGCUUCCCAGCGGUGGCAACCGCCCGAUAUUUUACUGUCUCGACUGUCCGUUGUGCGGAGUUAAUAGACUGCCUCUGCACAACGAGUGUACGAAUUCCUAGACCCCGGCGAGGACUGGGGUGGUCGAAAUGACCCGGUUAGGAUUGCGAGUCCUCGCGUCCAUAGCUUGCUUGACAGUUAUCGUCAAAGGGCAAAAUUACACGGACACGUUACGAGGGCCUGAGCCAGUAGUCCCAUUGACUCGAGGCGAUAUAGGAAAGCCCGAUGGUUGGAACGCGGAGCAGGAUGAUUACGACGACCCAUACUACGGAAAUUACGACGCUGACGGACGUCUGAUUAACCCCGCUGACGCAGAUGCGAAUGGCUGGGAUGAUCAAUUGUCGCCAAAUCUGACGGCUGGAGACUCGAAUCUCUCUGGAGGAAACUCUUACAAUUACAAUAAUACAAGUCGAGAGGGUUAUAGCAAUGGCAAUCGUGUGUACGGGAGUGGUUCCCGUCGGGGUGGAAGUGCAGGUGGCUACUACUACAAUAGCAGCAGUGCAAGAAGUGGGGGAAAUCCUUACUCAUCAACCUACGGUACGUCCAGUGGGUACGGUACUGACGGCGCCAGCAGUGAUCCUCGUGGUUCACCCUACGGGUAUGGAAGCGGAGGUUCAACCGGACGCUCAGGUUACAACAGUGGAUCUGGCUCUGCGGCCAACAGCGGUGCUGGAGGCGAAGGAGCAGGGCGUUCAUCUUACUACGCACGCAACGAUCCGUACUAUGCGAGUCGGGGUGGAGACAGAAGAUAUCCUUACGGAAGUUCAAGUUCCGGGUCUCAGGCCAGUGGAACUUUCAACAGCGUAGGAGCAGAAGUUUCUUCUACCGAUAGAGGAAACGAUCCGUACUAUGCAAGUCGGGGUGGAGACAGAAGAUACACUUACGGAAGUUCAAGUUCCGAUUCUCGAACCAGUGGAACUCCGAACAGAGUAGGAUCGGGAAGCUCAAAUACCGACAGACAAAACGAUCCUUACUACGGAAGGAGAGCCGGAGAAAGAAGUUACUCUUACGGAGGUUCGAGUUCUGGGUAUCGGCCCGCAGUAUCUGUAGACUCGUCAAGAUCAGGAGGCUCGUCAACUCGGGGACGCAAUGACCCGUACAUUGUGCGCGGGAGUGGAGGACGAAACUACCCCGACGGUAGUUCUUGGGCUGGUUCUCAACUGACGGGAGUGCCCGAAGUUCCACCAUCGGGACGUACUACUUCUGGCGGAGAAGGUGGAGAAGGUUCAGUGGGAAGUCGGGGAUCUGGUGGCGAUGAUUAUGCAAACAGAGUUGAUUAUCGUUACGGUAACUACGGACGACAAGACGACGGAGAUACGAAUUAUCCAAGCAGCUACGUAGCAGUUCCUGUACCCGGUGCAGCCAAGAACUGUACAUCGGGCUCUGGAUGCUGCGUUCGCAAAUGCUUUGCCGAGAAAGGAUCACGUGGACCAUCAGGAAUACCUGGACCAGUAGGACCCAAGGGCCAGCAAGGUUUUCCUGGGCUGGAAGGGCUGCUUGGACCUAAGGGUGCGAAGGGAGAGUCGGGUUUGCAGGGACCUCGCGGACCAAAGGGAGAUCAAGGUAAAAUGGGACUUCCUGGACAUCCUGGUGUUAAUGGUCGAGACGGAGGUCAAGGAGCCCCAGGAGCGGCUGGUCUGCCAGGUCGCGAUGGAUGCAACGGAACUGACGGAGCCCCUGGUCUUGACGGCCGUCCCGGUCAACCUGGACCUCGAGGUUUCAAAGGAACGCCUGGUCCCAAGGGUGACAAAGGUAUUGCAGCAUUCGCAGGAUCAUUCCCGGUAGGGCAAAAGGGAGAACCCGGUAUUGAUGGAGUUCCCGGGCCUCAAGGUCUGCCAGGGCCUGAAGGAGCCCCAGGAUUUCCGGGGCCAAAGGGUGAUAUGGGACCACAGGGACCUAGAGGACUUCGAGGUCCUAAGGGUGAGAGGGGACCCAUGGGGAUUGGAUUUGAAGGUCCGAAGGGUGACAAGGGGAUCAAGGGGGAGAAGGGGCCCCCAGGGGUAGUAAAUAGUGUGCCCUUCACGGGUAACAAAGGAACCACCGGGCCACAGGGAGCAACUGGAGAAAAGGGACAAAAGGGAGAGAUUGGACCGGAAGGCGAAAGAGGUGAACGAGGGUAUACUGGAGAUGCUGGGCUGCCCGGAAGAGACGGUGUGAAAGGAGAAAAGGGACUUCCCGGUCCACAUGGUGAUCGUGGUAGAGAAGGAGAUUCUGGACCUCCUGGACCCCAAGGGCAAAAAGGUGACCGAGGUGAUGACGGAUUAGAAGGACUCCCCGGACGCCCAGGUGCUAAAGGAGAGCCUGGGCGCGACGGUCCUCCCGGACUGUCGGGAAUGGUUGGACCUGCAGGACCUCCUGGAGGUGGCCACGGCGUGGCUGGACCGCCAGGAGAACCAGGACCGAGAGGGUACCCUGGACCAUCUGGACCCAAAGGAAUAGACGGUUUUCCUGGACAACCUGGACCUAGAGGACCUCAGGGUCUCGCUGGUGGCCUUGGAAUACCUGGUACCCCAGGGCGUGAAGGAGCCCCGGGAGAAAAAGGAGCUAAGGGUAAUGCGGGACUGGACGGUGCUCCCGGAGAAAUUGGCCCGAGGGGUUACGACGGGCUAGAAGGACCUGCUGGGCCUCGUGGUUUCCCUGGUGACAAGGGAAUUUCCAUCCCCGGACCUAAAGGAAUGGACGGCUUUCCUGGAAACGAUGGCGCGAAGGGUCAAAAAGGUGAACCUGGGCAAAUGGGUCGCAGAGGAUACCCCGGAGACUCUUUAAUGGGCAUCCCCGGAGCACCUGGAGCAGCCGGUUUUCCGGGAGCGCCAGGUAACCCUGGUCGAGAUGGACCUGCUGGAAUUCCCGGUGAACCAGGGCCGAAGGGAGACAUUGGAGGUCGUUGUUCAGACUGCAGACCCGGCGAAGUAGGAAAAAAAGGUGACCGUGGAUAUGAUGGAUUACCAGGCGCUGAGGGACCUCGUGGUCCUCCAGGUGAACGUGGAUACGCGGGCGCGAGUGGCGCUGACGGAUCGCCAGGAUCCAUUGGUCCUCCUGGAGAUAAGGGAGAGGACGGUAGGGAUGGGGUACCGGGUCCUCAGGGUGAACGGGGUGCUGCAGCAGUAGUAUCAGGCAGCCAAUUGAUUAUGAAGAAGGGUGAUCAAGGAGAAAGAGGCGUACCAGGUGACCGUGGUCCUUUCGGACCACCUGGACAACGCGGAGAGAAGGGCAGUGUAGGUUAUGGAGGUCUCCCUGGAGAGAAAGGAGCUAAGGGUGACCGAGGAUACCCUGGUAUGGAUGGAGCUAAUGGAAGACCAGGAACACCAGGAGCCAAGGGAGAUAAAGGUCUCAGCAUUAAGGGAGAGGCAGGAACUCCUGGCCAACCUGGAAUCAAAGGAACUAAAGGACUACCCGGUCAAGACGGUCCUCAAGGAGAACCAGGUAAAUGUCCAUUUUCGGAAUACAAGAACGCACCCAAGGGUGACCGGGGGCUGCCAGGAUUGAAGGGUGAAUCUGGGAUACCGGGUCUUGACGGACUACCAGGUGAAAAAGGAUAUCUAGGUCCUCAAGGACCUGCAGGACCUCCAGGAGCUAUUGGACCCCCUGGACCCCCUGGCCAGCGUGGUUUACCCGGUCCACGUGGUGACAAAGGACAGCCGGGUAUGAUGGGAUUCGAUGGAGUACCGGGUCCUGUAGGUCCGCGAGGAUAUCCUGGAUUACCAGCUGUCAAAGGAGACAAGGGUGAGGCUGGUAUUCCCAUGCAGGGGAACCCCGGUCCUACUGGUCCUGAAGGAAGAAAAGGUGAACGGGGUCUACCCGGACCACCGGGUAAAGAUGGACGAGUGGGAAGCUCAGGGCCGCCAGGUAUUAUGGGAGAAAAGGGAGACUUAGGAAUUGCGGGAUUGGAUGGACUUCCAGGAGCACCGGGAGAUAAGGGAGACACUGGUCCAAAUGGUCCGCCUGGACCAUCUGGAAUUCCUGGGACGCCAGGUGCCGAUGGACCAAAAGGAGAGCCGGGCUUGGUCGGGGAACCUGGGAAAGACGGAGUUUCUGGAUUCCCUGGUUACAAAGGUGAAAGGGGAUCCACGGGCGAGACAGGUCCUAAAGGUUACCCAGGAGGCCGCGGUGCGCCUGGAUCACCGGGACUUCCAGGAGUCACUGGAUUACCGGGCGCCAAGGGAGACAUAGGACCUCAAGGUAUAGAGGGUUUCCCUGGUAUUCCGGGUCUGGACGGACUUCCUGGACAACCUGGAACCCCUGGGGAAAAGGGAGACAACGGAUUCCAAGGUAUUCCAGGAAUGCCUGGUUUGAUCGGACCCAAAGGACCAAAGGGAGAUCGGGGCUUCCCCGGUCUAGACGGUAUGAAAGGAGAGCCGGGUGCAGUUUCAGAGAAGGGACAGAAGGGUGAGCCUGGAAUGCCUGGUGUCAGAGGACCUCAAGGACCACCGGGACGCGAUGGACUCGAUGGAGCGAAGGGUGAGCCUGGUAGAGCUGGAAUCGGUCGCGAUGGCUUGCCCGGUCUCAAAGGAGAGUCUGGAUUUCCUGGCAAAGACGGAAUCCCGGGAUUGCCAGGCGAAAAGGGCUCUACAGGUGUCCCAGGACUGCAGGGUAUCAAGGGUGAUUUGGGUUACCCUGGAGAACCUGGAUUACCCGGAAGAGACGGAAUAGACGGAAGUCCUGGACCAGAAGGUGCCGAAGGUCCAGUAGGAUUGCCUGGUUACCCUGGAGCCGAGGGAGAAAAAGGUUAUCCUGGAAUAAAUGGUCUCGACGGUUCGAAGGGAGAGAUUGGCCUGAAAGGCAUUCCUGGACCCCCCGGUUUAAUCGGAGAGGUAGGACAAAAGGGUGACCGAGGACCUCCGGGACCUCAGAUGACGAUAAAGGGAGAUAAGGGAGAACCAGGACGACAAGGUUACGAUGGCGUGAACGGAGAGAAGGGAGAUGAGGGUAUCCCUGGCUUUGACGGCCAAGCAGGAGAGAAAGGUGACAAGGGAGUUCCAGGGCCCAUGGGUAUUCCCGGAGCUCCGGGCUACGAUGGUCAAAAGGGUGACACUGGGCCAAUGGGACCCGUCGGACCUGUUGGUUUAACUGUCAAGGGAGAGAAGGGGCUUCAUGGUUUGUUGGGUAAGAACGGACGUGACGGACGCCCGGGCAUACCCGGAGAGAAAGGAAAUCCUGGCGACGCAGGUCGGGAUGGAAGUCCAGGAAAACCAGGACCUCCCGGACCAAUCGGUCCCCAAGGACAAAAGGGAGACAUGGGCCCGGCCGGUUUCGACGGUAUUCCAGGAGACGACGGACUCGAAGGAUCGCCUGGCGCAACUGGACCACCCGGAGCUAGAGGACUCAAGGGAGACACUGGUCCCCCUGGAGCAUACGGAGCACCUGGACAAAAAGGAGAAAGAGGAUUGCAAGGUCCGCCUGGAUUUGACGGACGGCCAGGAGAAAAGGGAGACAUGGGAGCCGACGGAUUCAACGGUGCCCCCGGUGCUCAAGGUGAAAAGGGAGACAAAGGAUUCCAAGGAUUACCUGGAGCAGCUGGUGUCACUGGCUACGAAGGCAUCAAGGGAGAGAGAGGUGAUGAUUGCAUCCAGCCUCUACCAGGUCCCAAGGGAGAACGAGGCCCUCCAGGCGCAACCGGAAUUGUUGGACCACCGGGAGAAAAGGGAGCCCAGGGACGAAUCGGAUUCCCAGGACUAAAGGGAGAGAAGGGAAGCCCAGGUUUAAACGGUAUUACGGGUCCAGUCGGACCACCAGGAUUGCCCGGACCUUCCGGUCUUCAAGGGAUACAGGGAGUACAGGGUCCCAUCGGAUACCCGGGACAGAAGGGAAAUCAAGGAGCGGACUGUCAAGCUACGCCCGAUUAUCUAACUGGAAUUCUCCUUGUCAAGCACAGCCAAACUCCUACUGUACCUGUCUGCGAACCAGGACACAUUAAGCUGUGGGAGGGAUACAGUCUUCUAUACCUCGAUGGAAACGAGAGAGGGCAUUCACAAGAUCUAGGCUCUGCCGGUUCCUGCAUAAGGAAAUUCUCAACGAUGCCAUUCCUGUUCUGCGACGUCAACAACGUUUGCAACUACGGUAGCCGUAACGAUCGUUCUUACUGGCUGUCGACAAACAGCCCUCUGCCGAUGAUGCCUGUCGAGGAAAGUGCCAUCGAAUCGUACAUCUCUAGGUGCGUCGUAUGUGAGGUUCCAGCCAACGUGAUCGCGGUGCACAGUCAAUCUCUAAGUAUUCCAGAGUGUCCCGACAGAUGGACUAGCCUUUGGAUCGGUUACAGUUUCAUAAUGCAUACGGGAGCCGGAGCUCAAGGUGGAGGACAAUCGUUAGCUAGUCCGGGUUCAUGUCUUGAAGAUUUCCGCGCGACACCGUUCAUCGAGUGUAACGGAGCUGGAGGUACUUGUCAGUACUUUUCUAAUGAGUUCAGUUACUGGAUGGUGACAAUCGAGGACAUCGCGCAGUUCAAGGAACCAGAGAAGCAAACCUUGAAGGCGGGAAAUCUACGUACGCGAAUAAGUCGUUGCAAAGUGUGUAUAAAGAAUACGUAAAAUUUGGAAAUAUAUAUAUAUAUAUAUAUAUAUAUUAAACGAUGACAAUAAUAUUACCAUAAAGAGAGAAUAUGUUAAAUUACAUUAUUAUACGAUCUUUUUCGAAAAGGAAAAAAAAAAAUAUUAGGUAAAUGAAAAAAAUUAACUCACACAUACAAGAUACGACAGAAAGAUCAAACACAAAAAGCCGUUUAACAAAUUAAUAAA